AUGUCUUUUCGAUUUUCCGGUGGAUCCAGGCAGAUCUGCUCACGAGCCGCGUCUGUUAGGCUGUCCGGUGGAGGAACAGGCUUCGUGGCUGGGAAUGUGUGUGUUGGGUCAGGAGCAGGGAGCAGCUUUUCUUGUACUCUUGGGGGCAUUUCUUCUGGAGGAAGCUUCUGCAAUGGUGGUGGAGGGUCGGGAAGUGGUGUGUGUGCUGGUUUUCUUGGCAAUGAGCAUGGCCUCCUUUCUGGGAAUGAAAAGGUGACCAUGCAGAACCUCAAUGACCGCCUGGCAUCCUACCUGGACCAUGUGCGAGCUCUGGAGGAAGAGAACACAGACCUAGAGCAGAAGAUCAAGGAUUGGUAUGAGAAAUGUGGGCCUGGUUCUUUCCGGAAACAUGAUCACGACAAUAGUAGAUACUCCUCGGUCAUCGAAGAUCUUAAAAGCCAGAUUAUUUCUGCAACCAGCUGUAACGCCAGUAUUGUUCUACAAAACGACAAUGCCAGACUGGCUGCCGAUGACUUCAAGCUGAAGUACGAAAACGAGCUUGCCCUGCACCAGAGUGUUCAGGCCGACACCAACAAUCUUCGCAGAGUGUUGGAUGAGCUGACCCUUUGCAUAACCGACUUGGAGAUACAGUAUGAGACCCUCAGUGAGGAACUGACAUACCGCAAAAAAAAUCACCAAGAGGAAAUGCAAGUCCUGCAAUGUGCAGCUGGGGGGAAUGUGAACGUGGAGAUGAAUGCAGCCCCGGGGGUGGACCUGUCUGUUCUGCUGAACAGCAUGAGGACUGAGUAUGAGGACUUGGCUGAGCAGAACCGCAAAGACGCGGAAGCCUGGUUCAACGAGAAGAGUGCAACGCUGCAACAACAGAUUUUUGAUGACGCAGGAGCAGCCACAGCGGCCAGAAAUGAGCUGACGGAACUUAAACGCAAUCUGCAAACCCUGGAGAUAGAACUUCAGUCCCUCGUGGCUAUGAAACAUUCCUAUGAAUGCUCCUUGGCUGAGACAGAAGGAAAUUACUGUGGUCAACUCCAGCAAAUUCAGGAUCAGAUCAGAGCAAUGGAGGAACAACUGCAACAGAUUCGAACGGAAACAGAAGGCCAGAAGCUGGAGUAUGAACAGCUUCUUGAUAUUAAAAUAUUCUUAGAAAAAGAAAUUGAAAUUUAUUGCAACUUAAUAGAUGGAGAAGAAAGAAAAUGCAAAUCCACAUGUUAUGAAUCAAAAGGCUGCAAGGCUGCAAAUUCUGGAAAUCAAGUCAAAGAUUCAACAGAAGAAACUGUUGUCAAAACAGUGGUUGAAGAACUAGAUCAACUUGGCAAUGUCCUUUCACUGAGAGUCCAUUCAGUUGAAGAAAAAUCCUCUAAAAUAAGCAACAUUACAGUGGAGCAACGAGUACCUUCUAAAGACUAUAAUGAAAAAAAACUUCUUUAA
This is a messenger RNA of Lemur catta (Ring-tailed lemur), 1425 nucleotides long. RefSeq names its product keratin 26 (gene KRT26). The record is from RefSeq and is a predicted model, not a curated record. The transcript has 8 exons. Gene Ontology annotation, molecular function: structural molecule activity. Bases 1 to 1425 code for a protein of 474 amino acids. NCBI's taxonomy places the organism in Eukaryota, Metazoa, Chordata, Mammalia, Primates, Lemuridae.